Messenger RNA from Macrosteles quadrilineatus (aster leafhopper), 645 nucleotides. RefSeq names its product mitochondrial translation release factor in rescue-like. Gene Ontology annotation, biological process: translational termination. The record is from RefSeq and is a predicted model, not a curated record. Bases 175 to 597 code for a protein of 140 amino acids. Gene Ontology annotation, cellular component: mitochondrion. Gene Ontology annotation, molecular function: translation release factor activity. NCBI's taxonomy places the organism in Eukaryota, Metazoa, Arthropoda, Insecta, Hemiptera, Cicadellidae. The transcript has 4 exons.
AAAUCUUUAUCGAAGCCUUAUCCGUUAUUCAAAAAACUUGAAAUAUACAGACAAAGAAUACUUUUUGAACAGAGUGCAGGAGGAAUUCAGGAAAAAUCAGCAUGAAGAAAAACCAGACAUUAUAGAAUUCUGUUAUAAGAAAGGACAAGCUCUGCUGAAGUACAGACGAGUUGUAUGAUGCUACAGAGCUGGUCUAUGGUGAGGCGACUGGUUACCACAGUAGUCGUUCAGAUCAACAAGAAUAAACUAGACUACUCCCUGGUCCCUAAGUUGGUAGAAGAAGACUUGAAGGAACAGUUUGUAAGAGGGUCAGGUCCUGGUGGCCAAGCUACGAAUAGAACCAGCAACUGUGUAGUUCUCACUCACAAGCCUUCAGGUAUUGUAGUCAAGUGCCAUGAAACAAGGUCUCAGGAUCGAAAUCGGAAACUCGCCAGGGAACUUUUAGUCACCAAAUUGGACAACCUCAUUAAUGGAGACAAAUCCAUUGAAGCUCAAACCAAGGCACUGGAGAAGCUAAAGUCUGUCAAAGCUGAUCAAAAACGAAGAAAGCUUGCCAAGUUGAAAGAUAAAUGGAAAGAGCAAGAGGGCAUUACUUAACUUUGUACUAGGAACUUGGUUUUGUAAAUUCAUAAAUGGUUAUUUUCA